Molecule: messenger RNA, 1810 nt
Organism: Oncorhynchus mykiss (rainbow trout)
Lineage: Eukaryota; Metazoa; Chordata; Actinopteri; Salmoniformes; Salmonidae
Product: proline-rich protein 5-like
Biological process (GO): TORC2 signaling
Cellular component (GO): TORC2 complex
Source: RefSeq, a predicted model, not a curated record
UCCGUAACAAUCGGUGUCGGGGAGGAGGGGCAGGCACCACCAGAGAAUGAACGAACUCUAUAGAUGUGUAUUGAUGAAAGUCACACUUGUAAACGCGAGCGUCGUCCGGUACUUCGCAGUAGAAAGUAGCAGAUGUAGCAAAUAGCCUUCAAGCUAAUGCAACUCUUUAUGGGCUGAAUUAUUAGACGACGAGACUAAAACCCAAGGACCUUUCAAUUGGUUGAAUUUCAUAAUUCGCUAGUUCAAAGAGGUAUAGGCUACACAUGCUUUAUACACGAAUUUGAAAUUGUCGCCACAAGGACGCCGCUGUGCGCAAGACACACGGCAAUUGAAGAGUAGUUGAAGUGAGCUUGUAAAAGGCCUGGUGCAUGAUGGGAUCUUUUCGGCGGCCCCGCGCUCGCUUCAUGAGCUCGCCCGUGCUGACGGACCUCGCCUGCUUCCACGCCAGCUCGGUCGGCCAGCAGCUGUCCAACACCAGCGUCUGGAAUAGCGUCCAAACAGCCGUGAUCAAAGUGUUCCAGGGUGGAGGGUUGCAAGCGAAUGAGCUUUACACCCUCAAUGAGAGCAUCAGAUGGCUCCUCAAGACCGAGUUGGGCUCGUUCAUCACAGAGUACUUCCAGAAUCAACUCUUGACCAAAGGCCUGUCACAUAUUCUUGAGAAGAUUAGACUUUAUGAGGGUGACAGUCAACUCCUUAUCCUGUCUGAGAUGUGGGUCAGGUUCUUCACUGGGAUCUUGCCCACGCUCCAGGCUAUAUUCUAUCCUGUUCAGGGUCAAGAGCUUACCGUCAGACAGAUGGCUCUACUGGGCUUCAGAGACCUGGUUCUGUUGAAGCUCUCCCUAGAAGACCUGCUGCCCAUUGCCACAGUCCCCCCAGCCAUCACACAAAUGCUGCUGAUUCUGCAGGGCAUCCAUGAGUCUAACGGGCCCAGUCAAGAGUACUAUCAGCUAGAGGGAUUGGUCGAGACAGUCAUCUCGCCUUACCUGGGGAACGUCCUCCACGUUAGCAACACCAACUGCUUCGUAGAAUGCCGUGCACCACUUUCCAGGUUAAGAGUGGCACAACCAGAGAUCACUGUUACUCAUCAUCAUGCCUCAGACUCCUCCUCUCUGGCUCCCCUAGUGGAGCAGGAGGGGGAAUCCUACCUGGAGAAGGUGGGAGGAGUCCGACGCCACACAGUGGCCAAUGCACACUCUGACAUACGGCUGCUCUCAGCUUCUGGCAGGAUGCAGCCUGGGAUGGAGGAGGACAGUGGUGGCGGUGGUGGGAACGGGAUGGCAGGCAACGGCAUGCUGCCCAGGCCUUUCUCCAGCCAUCCAGACAUCCUGGAAUCCCCACUGGGAGUGGUGGGGCCCUUUAGAAAGCAGAGAUCGACUGAAAUCAGCUGCCAUCCCCCCAGCUAACCAGUGAUAGCAGCUGGAGACCAUUGUUAUUGAUUCCUGGGAAACUGAGGGGAUAAAAAACAUCUCUGAGUGCGAGCAGGGUGGUUGGGUGGAGUCCCUGUCACCCAAGGGCUUUCCCUCCUCUGUGCUCAGAGGCCAAAAUGUGGAAACAGUUGAUUGUUACCCGAAUUGCCAACAUGUCAGAUCUAUUCACAUUAUUUUAUUCCUGGGACGCAUUCCUCGGUUGGAACUGAUUGAUGACAGGCAUCUACCGUAACAGCUUGUUUUUUUUACCCUAUUUAACCUCUCAUAAGGACACAGGGGACAGUGAGAUCUGAGCCUCAUGUAAAGAAAGUAUAUUUGUGACUGACCGCCUCGAUUUGGUCUUUUGUAACAUUGUUUUAAUAUUUUUUUUACAUUAGAUAAAA